AAGGUAAACUUGAUUGCAGUAAAGAAAAGCAGAGAGUGGAACACCAGAGUGUAGCAGCUGUAUCCUGACACAGAAGAUAAGGUGCCAGGGGGCUUGUGGAGCACUGCACACUGCUGUGUGAGACCUCAGCUCCCUGCUUGCUGCACUCUCAUCUACAUUAUACUCAAGGGAAAGUCCAGCAACUGGCAAAAGCAGAGAACGGUUUCUUGGAUGUUAGUGAAGGGGCAGCUAGCCAGUGACCAGCCUUCUUCAUUGCAUGACAUCUGGAAAGUAAAGUCACAGCACGAGUUUAUAAAUGUUAGAAGAGAAGAGGGUGUGUGUCUGACUGAGAACUGGACUUGGAUUUUGUAGAGCACGGGAAAUAUCACUGAAUGCAAGAAAAGGAUGGCUCACACUCUUCUAAUGCGGUAUGCUUUAGCGCUAAUGGCUAUUUUGGGGCACCUUUACCCUUGCAAUGCUUCAUUUGAAGGCAGCGCUAUUCACUUGGAAGCUGAAGGUAGCACGUCAACCACCAACAUACAGGACUUCAAUGCUAUAGUCGUGCAGCAGCCAUCCAUUCCCACAAGGCUGAUUCCAGUAUCACAGAGAUGUCAACCUGGAUUUUACUAUUCAGUUUCUGGAGAAUGUUUACCGUGUGCAUGCAAUGGAAACUCACACACAUGUCUGGAUGGUUCUGGGUCCUGUAUGGACUGUCAAAGAAAUACGACAGGGAAGCAAUGCGAGCGAUGUCCAACUGGUUAUAUGGCUGAUGUGGUCCAAGGAGUUUUAAGAUCCUGCCUACAAUGUCCCUGCCCACUACAAUUUAGCUCCAACAACUUUGCUCUUACAUGUUCAAUUAAGAGAAGUUCUGUGCGCUGUAUUUGCAGGGAAAAUUUUGCUGGACCUAAAUGUGAAAGGUGUGCACCAGGCUAUUAUGGAAAUCCUCUACUCAGAGGUGGCACAUGUAGAAAAUGUGACUGCAGCGGUAACUCGGAUCCUAACCUGAUAUUUGAAGACUGCAAUGUGGUGACAGGACAGUGUAACAGCUGUUUUGCCAACACCACUGGCUAUCACUGUGAGCACUGUGCAUCAGGAUAUUAUGGGGAUGCUAGAGUGGCCAAAAACUGCACAGAGUGCCGCUGUUCAAAGUGUGGGACAGAAUUCUGCAAUGAUGUAACAGGGAGAUGUCAUUGCAAGCCGGGCGUCACUGGAACUGCCUGCGAUCGUUGUGAAAUCGGGCACUAUGGUUAUGACAGUUGCUUGGGCUGUCAGAAGUGUGAGUGUGGUGCAGCAUCCAUGGAUAAUUACUGUGAACCCAGAACUCAACAGUGCAGAUGUAGACCUGGUGCAGCUGGCCUGAAAUGUGAGAGAUGCCAGUCUGGAUACUGGAAUUACAGGCCAUAUGGUUGUCAGAAAUGUAACUGUGGUGGCGGUCCAUGUAACAAUAAAACAGGAGAGUGUUUAUUAGAGGACCCUGAAAAUCCAAGUGGAUCAGAUUGUUCAUUCAGUUGUGACAAAUGUGUAUGGGACCUGAUUGAUGACCUACGACUUAGUUCUUUACUAGUUAACCAAACUAGGUCAACGAUACAGAGCAUAUCCACUGGAGUUGCAGUUAAUAAAAUUCUUAAUGAUAUUAAUUCCACCGUCUUUCUCCUCACGGAAAGUCUAGAAGAAAAGAAGAACCACUCAUUGUUUGCAGAUCUCCAGAUUGAUAAUAUAGAAAUAGACGUGGACAGUCUUCAGGCAGAUGUCAAUAAUAUUGCGCAGAAGGGAAAUUUGGCAGAGAUGGAAGGCCAGAAAAUACAAAAAGAAACCUUGGAAACUUUGAGGCGUGCAAAAUUGACGGGAGAACAAGUUAGUGAUAUACAGGAUGGCAUCCAAGAUACAAUUCGAAAACUACAACAUUAUGAAUCCCUUCAGGGGGAUGUGAGCCCAUCAGAUCGUAUUAAAAACAUGAAGCAAGCAGAAAUAAUGCUCAAGGACCUUGUGCUCUUAAACUUUAACCUGCAACGUGUACUGGUCCAGGAGGAGGCAGGAAAUGCAGAAUACCUUUUAAUUGAGGUCAAAGAGGACUGGUUGCAGAUGUACAACAACACGCAAUCUCUGUUUCCUAUUGUGCUGGAGCCUAUCACUGACUAUAAUAACAAACUCAGUGACAUUGAAGAGGCCAUAAAGGAAGCUCGUGAGCACGUCAUGCAAGCAACAGAUAAAAACACGGAAAACAGUGUCACGCUCCAUAUGCAUAAUGCACAGACAGAAAAUGUGAAAGAAACAGAAACAUCUGUGAAUAAUGCACUGACAGAGGGCUGGACAACCCUGAAUGACACCCACAGUAUCAUUGCCAAUAUAAACGAUGUGAUCAAGAACUUUUCUGGUCAUCAUGCUGAAAUAGAUGGAGCUAAUAAUACUCUGCAACAUAAAAUAGCUAAUUUAUCCCGCAAUGUUGAAGAUAUAGUUCAGCAGGCCCAGAUCCAUGCACUUAAUCUUCAAAGACAAGCAGAUGGGCUAACCAGUGAUUUAAAGAAUAUUGACACAAAUGGACUGGUACAAAAAGCAUUUGACGCAUCCAAUGUCUAUGAGAAGAUUGUAACUUUGGUUGAAGAUGCUAAUGAGACAUCUGUUAUAGCUUUGAACACUGCUGAAAGAGUUAAUGAUGCUGUAGAUGGUAUCGAUAACCAGAUACGUUAUCAGAAAGUUGAGAGUGACCGACUCUUAACUCAAGCUAAAGACCUGCGGGAGUCUUUAGAUAUCACUGAGACCAAACAACGUGUUGAUGCCGGUGUUUCCAGAAAAAUUGCCUUAAAUGAAAGAUUGGCAAAUAUUAUUGCUCAACUUCAAGUAACGGAGGAGGAUAACACAAGAAAGCGCCUAGAAAUGUCAAAACUUACAGCAGAGAAAGCUCUAAACAUCAGUGCCACGGUAUCCGAGGUUACUAAUCCAAUGUCAGAAAACGCAAACAUGUGGGCAGAAAACUUAAGUAAUUCGGAUUUUGAUGCCUCUGCUUAUAACUCUGUUGUAAACUCAGCUGGAGAAACAGUGAAGAACCUAACGGAAGUUAUGCCCUUGCUCCUGAAUAAACUGCAUACUGUUGAACACAAGUUUCCUUCAAACAACAUCUCAUCCAGCAUUCACCGCAUCCGUGAGCUCAUUGCACAGACGAGGAGUAUAGCUAGUAAGGUUCAAGUAUCAAUGAAGUUUGGAGGCAAAUCUGCAGUCAAUGUGAAUCUGAAAACAAAUCUAUCUGAUCUAAAGGCUUACUCAUCCAUCAGCUUGUACAUUAAUCCAGAUGCACAUCAACAACAGCCGCAAGACAGAUUCAUCAUGUACUUGGGACAUAAAAAUGCCAAAUCAGACUACAUUGGUCUCGCAAUUAAGCGCAAUAAUCUAGUAUAUGUGUACAACCUGGGAAGUGGAGAUGUGGAGAUUCCUCUGGACUCUAAACCUGUCAGUACAUGGCCAGGAUAUUUUAGUCUUGUGAAAAUAGAAAGAUUGGGACGACACGGCAAAGUACUUUUGACUGUACCUAGUCAGAGCAGUACAGCAGAGGAAAAGUUCAUCAAGAAGGACGAAGCUCCUGGGAGUGAUUCUCUGCUUAAUCUGGACCCUUUGAAUACUGUGUUCUUUGUUGGGGGAGUGCCUAAAGGAUUUAAGAUCCCGGACAGUUUAAACCUACCCGGCUUUGUUGGCUGUCUGGAGCUCGCCACUGUAAAUAAUGAUGUUGUCAGCUUGUACAAUUUCCAGAACAUAUAUAACAUAAAUACAAUCACAGCGCCACCUUGUGUCAGAAAUAAAUUGGCUUUCACCCAGAGCCGUGCUGCCAGUUACUUCUUUGAUGGUUCUGGCUAUGCCGUAGUACGCAAUAUUGAAAGGAGAGGACGCUUUACACAAGUCACCCGCUUUGACAUUGAAGUUCGAACACCUGUAGAUAAUGCGCUUAUUUUCCUAAUGGUUAAUGGAACUAAAUUCUUUAGCCUAGAAAUUCAAGAUGGCUACCUAAGGCUGACGUAUGACUUCGGCUUCGGUAAAGGUCCUGUGCUUCUUGAUGACUCAAUGAAAAAAGCCCAGAUCAAUGAUGCAAGAUAUCAUGAGAUAUCUGUCAUUUAUCACAAUUCUAAGAAGAUGAUCUUGGUGGUUGACAGAAAACAUGUAAAGAGUGUUGACAACGAUAAGACUUCAGUUCCAUUCACUGACAUUUACAUAGGUGGUGCUCCUUCACACGUUCUGCAGAGUAUGAGGACUCACCUGGCUGCAGACAUUGCCUAUCGAGGAUGCAUGAAAAGUUUCCAGUUCCAGAAAAAAGAUUUCAAUCUCUUAGAAGAACCAGAAACCAUUGGUAUUAGUUAUGGCUGCCCUGAGGAGUCACUUAUGUCUCGCAGAGCGUAUUUUAAUGGACAAAGCUAUAUUGCAUCCAAUCAGAAGUUGGCGCCCUUUGAUGCUUAUGAAGGGGGUUUUAGCUUUACAACAUUACAGCCAAGUGGACUGUUGCUCUAUCACUCUGAAGGGGCUGAUGUGUUUUCAGUUUCCAUUGAUAAAGGUUUUGUAGUCUUAACCAUAAAAGACAUAAAGGUCCAGUCGAAAAACAUGCACUACAACGAUGGUAAUAGUCACUACAUUGUUGCAACAGUUUCACCAACCAGGUAUCAUCUGCUGGUGGAUGAGUCAGAUAUAAAUUUUCAGGACAUGGAUAAAAAAGACAUAUACCCUCCAGCGACAAGAAAGUUCUUCUUUGGAGGCUCUCCUAGUAGUGUAUCACAAGCUAAUUUUACAGGAUGCAUCAGUAAUGCUUACUUCACCAGAAUUGACAGAGAUGUGGAAGUUGAAGACUUUCAGAAAUACACAGAAAAGGUCCAAGCAUCUUUGCAUGGGUGCCCUGUUGAAACACCCCCAAUUGCUUUAAUCCAUAAACGUGGUAAAAACUCUUCUAAAGCCAAAGGAAAACAAAAAAAUAGAGUUGGAAAACAUAAAGCAAAAUCCUCACAGAGAAUAGUUGGGGCUAUACAAACAGAUGAUAACACAGAAGGUGUCUCACAGUGUUCAUCAUCUAGCACACCAAGAACAGUCAGAAAUGCCUAUCUCUAUGGUGGAACUGCAAGAAGUCGCCAUGAAUUCCAACACAUUCCUAAACAAUUCAACCAAAAAUCUGAAUUGUCUUUCCGCUUGAGAACACUUUCAUCCCAUGGAAUGGUCUUCUAUGCAUCAGAUGAAGAAGAAAGGAACUUUCUAACGCUUUUCCUUGCUGAUGGCCAGCUACACUUUAUGUUUAACAUUGGCCAACAAAAUCUGACAAUUACAAGCCAGGAAAAGUACAAUGAUGGUGUAUGGCACACUGUUAUAUGUGUCCGUGACAAUAACAAGGGAAAAUUAAUAAUUGAUGGGCUACGAGUGCUUGAAGACAGUCUUCCUGCCAGCGAUGCUACAUGGAGUGUGGAUGCACCGCUUUAUGUAGGAGGUGUGGCCCCUGAGAAAGCUGUCAAGAAUGUUCAGAUCAGUUCAGUGCACAGUUUCAAUGGCUGUCUUGGAGACCUGCAGCUCAAUGGACACUCUGUAGCCUCACCAUCCCAGACAUUUAGCGUGACACCUUGUUUUGAUGGCCCCAUGGAAUCUGGAUCCUAUAUCUCAUCAGAAGGAGGAUAUGUCAUUCUAGCGGAAUCCUUCCAUAGCGGAGCAGAGCUUGAGUUUGUAAUAGAAGUGCGCCCUCGCAGUAGUUCUGGAAUUUUGUUUCACAUCCAAAAUGUGAAUGGGGACUACCUAAAUAUGCACAUAAAAGAUGGACAGGCUGUAGUGAAAGUGAAAUUUGGCAAAAAGGAGUUCUCUACAAGUGUUGUACCAAAGCAAAGCCUCUGUGAUGGCCAGUGGCACAGAAUUGCAGUCAUAAGGAAGGCCAAUGUGGUGCAACUGGAUGUGGACUCUGAAGUAAACCAUGUGGUUGGCCCUCUAAACAAAAAGCUUGUCAUCCUUAAAGAACCUGUGUUUGUUGGAGGAGUGCCAGAGUCUUUGCUUGCUCCAAGUCUGACUACAAGAACUUCAUUCACAGGUUGCAUCCGCAACUUUGUGAUUGACAAGCGGCCAGUGAGCUUCAGUAAAGCAUCCCUUGUCAGUGGGGCUGUCAGCGUCAAUACCUGCCCUUCGUUCUAACAUUCAAUAUGUGCAAUAAAAGUUUGUAAUAAAUCUGUUUACUUUA
Messenger RNA from Pseudophryne corroboree (corroboree frog), 6160 nucleotides. RefSeq names its product laminin subunit alpha 4 (gene LAMA4). Gene Ontology annotation, biological process: cell adhesion; regulation of cell migration; regulation of embryonic development. The record is from RefSeq and is a predicted model, not a curated record. NCBI's taxonomy places the organism in Eukaryota, Metazoa, Chordata, Amphibia, Anura, Myobatrachidae. Gene Ontology annotation, molecular function: signaling receptor binding. The coding region runs from base 385 to 6114 and encodes 1909 amino acids. The transcript has 40 exons.